AUGGGCAUCCCUCAAGAAGAACAAGACCUCGAAAUGUCAGAGAGCCUUCCGCUCUAUUCCGAGGUCGGCGUCAAGCCCACAAAGAUCCCAGAGGCGACAGCGACGGCAGACGAAGUCCGUGAAUUCUUCAGGAGCCUACUGCAGAGCCACGCUUCCAACGAGGACGCGGAGGCUAUCGCGGCGAGAUGGCAGCGAGGCACCGGAAAUGAACUCAAGGUCUACCCACCGCAAAUGUAUCUCAAGAUCUUUGGACCUGAGGACGGGUGGUUCUUAUACAGGGAGACGAAGUUGAUAAUGAAGCGGGAGAAAGACCCCACUGGAAAGGUGCACAAGAAGCAUGGAUAUAUCACCAUUGCUUGUUUAACUGUGUUCGAGCUUGCGAUGGUUGCAAUUAUUGUACUUUCGUGGAGUCCUCUCCUCUCCGUUUUUGCGGUGAUUGGCAACUUGCUCGGUGUCGUGGGUCUAAUUAUCGCGUUCGCGGUGACUUUUGGAAUGCCGUCACCGGAAGCCCAGGUGGAGGCGGAGCUUCUCAAGUGCAUGGAGAGUCGUGAUAAUCGGUCAUAG
Zasmidium cellare ATCC 36951 is the source of this 564-nucleotide messenger RNA. RefSeq lists its product as uncharacterized. NCBI's taxonomy places the organism in Eukaryota, Fungi, Ascomycota, Dothideomycetes, Mycosphaerellales, Mycosphaerellaceae. The record is from RefSeq and is a predicted model, not a curated record. The coding region runs from base 1 to 564 and encodes 187 amino acids. The transcript is spliced from 2 exons.